Lucilia sericata (common green bottle fly) is the source of this 1564-nucleotide messenger RNA. Its product is annotated as zonadhesin-like. Lineage: Eukaryota; Metazoa; Arthropoda; Insecta; Diptera; Calliphoridae. Bases 76 to 1455 code for a protein of 459 amino acids. The record is from RefSeq and is a predicted model, not a curated record. The transcript is spliced from 3 exons.
UAAAAAUAUGCAGUUCUAUAUUAGUAUGAAUUUUUACUUUUGAUGGGAAUGUUCAUUUAAACGCUUCGCAGAGCAAUGAUUAUACGAAAUUAUUUGUUAAUUGGUUUCGCAAUUUUUGCAUUGGAAAUAAAUUUGUGUGAAGCAGUUGAUGUACCAUGUCCAAAUGCACCAGUAACACCGUAUCCCAUAGUUCAGCCUGUACCCAUUAAUACGACUAAUAACCCAUGUCCGGUUACUCCUUGUCAAUCUUCGGGCUGUGUUAUUCAACAAACAUGUUGUCCCUGUUCUCAACCAUGUCAAACAUUAAAUAAUUGUGGCUAUCCUCUGCAGCCUGUACCCACUUAUCCUACUAAUAACCCAUGUCCGGUUACUCCUUGUCAAACUUCGGGCUGUGUGAUUCAACAAACAUGUUGUCCUUGUUCUCAACCAUGUCAAACAUUAAAUAAUUGCGCCUAUCCUACCAAUUGUUCUAAUACACCUGGUUGUGGAUCAACUACUCCUUGUGUGGGUUCAACAAUUCCAUGUGUUGGCCUAUCUCCGCCCUGUGUUAAUACAACAACUCCCAAUUGUCAAACACCGCCAACAACUGUAACAAACCCGCCACCAACAACUUUACCACCACCACCACCAGAAACUACCCGACCUUAUGAGCCGCCCAUCACUACACAUCCUCCCCCGCCGGCACCCAUUAUCAAAUGUCCUCCAGGCACCAUUCUUAUUGGACAGGAAUGUCAUUUGUUAUAUUGUCCUCGUGGCUCACAAAUGGAAAAUGGUCGCUGUAUAAUAAUUGAAUGUCCCGACGGUACUGUUUGGACAGGACAUAGAUGUUCUGUGCCCGAACCUAUUGUUCAGAAUCUAACAUUUAAUUAUAACUUUAUAACAAAAUUUAAUCAAACCAAACCGGAUAUUGUACUUAAUAAUGUCAAUAAUAUUGUGGUUAAUGCCUCCAUGACUAUACACGAUGAAUUCAAUAACAAUAAUGAAUGCAACCAUGAUUAUGGGGAUUGUGAAGAGGAAAUUUCAACCGAAACAACAGCAACACAGCCACCACCUUCAAGCACAAAAUGUUGCAUAGUCAAGACGCCACGCAUGUGUGAGCAACGUAACAAUCGUUGGCAAUGUUAUAGUCGUCGUUCUCGUAAAUGUGGUGACUUUUGUGUUGCUCCUAUUAUCUAUCUCCAACCUCCUAGUAUAUACUCCAGACCCCAAUAUCUGGUAAUGCCUCCCAUGCAAUACGACUGCCAAAUGCAGGGAAAUUGUGGUCCAAUUGGAGGUGGUUAUGAUUGUUCCGGUUGUGCCAUUAACAAUAUGUCACGUUGUUCCCCUUACUGUUAUCGUUAUUCUUGUCCCUCACAUAGAUGCGAUUUUUAUGAUCAGCAAAAGUAUUGCGCUUACAACUUGGGCUCAUAUGGUUGUCAACAACAAGAUGGUUGUUUUGAUCAUUGGUGUCAAUGAGUAGAAAAUAUCACUUAAUCAAGAACUAUACAUCUUUUAUAGGAGAUUAUCUGGCAAAGUUAUCUAAAUUUAUAUUUUAUAUUAAUAAUAAAACAAAACUUAAUACUUA